Molecule: messenger RNA, 2829 nt
Organism: Miscanthus lutarioriparius
Lineage: Eukaryota; Viridiplantae; Streptophyta; Magnoliopsida; Poales; Poaceae
Source: the annotation of a GenBank genome assembly
AUGGAGGGCGACGACUUCACUCCGGAGGGCGGCAAGCUCCCCGAGUUCAAGCUAGAUGCGCGGCAAGCGCAGGGUUUCAUCUCCUUCUUCAAGAAGCUGCCGCAGGAUCCCCGGGCCGUUCGUCUCUUCGAUCGCAGGGAUUAUUACACUGCCCAUGGCGAGAAUGCUACGUUUAUUGCAAGGACAUACUACCACACAAUGUCUGCCUUGCGUCAAUUAGGUAGCAGUUCUAAUGGAUUCUCAAGUGUUAGUGUGAGCAAGGCUAUGUUUGAGACCAUUGCCCGCAACAUUUUGUUGGAAAGGACUGACUGUACAUUAGAGCUCUAUGAGGGAAGUGGGUCAAAUUGGAGGUUAGCAAAGUCUGGAACACCUGGAAAUAUUGGUAGUUUUGAAGACAUUCUGUUUGCAAACAAUGACAUGCAAGAUUCACCAGUCAUUGUUGCUUUGUUUCCAGUGUGCCGGGAAAGUCAGCUGUAUGUAGGGCUUAGUUUUUUGGAUAUGACCAAUAGGAAGCUUGGGUUGGCUGAGUUCCCCGAAGAUAGCCGAUUCACAAAUGUUGAAUCAGCUCUUGUUGCAUUAGGUUGCAAGGAGUGUCUUCUCCCAGCAGAUUGUGAAAAAUCCAUUGAUCUGAAUCCCCUUCGAGACGCCAUUAGUAAUUGUAAUGUUCUGUUGACUGAGAAAAAGAAGGUUGACUUCAAAUCCAGGGAUCUUGCACAAGAUCUUGGUAGAAUAAUCAGGGGUUCUGUUGAGCCUGUACGUGAUCUGCUAUCUCAGUUUGACUAUGCUCUUGGUCCCCUUGGAGCUGUUUUAUCUUAUGCUGAGUUGCUAGCAGAUGAUACUAACUAUGGAAAUUACACAAUUGAGAAGUACAAUUUGAACUGCUACAUGCGACUUGAUUCUGCUGCAGUGCGAGCAUUAAACAUUGCAGAAAGGAAAACUGAUGUAAACAAGAACUUCAGUUUGUUUGGUUUGAUGAACAGAACCUGUACUGUUGGGAUGGGAAAAAGAUUGCUUAACAGAUGGCUGAAACAACCUCUAUUAGAUGUUAAUGAAAUUAAUAACCGAUUGGACAUGGUUCAGGCUUUUGUAGAAGACCCGGAGCUUCGUCAGGGACUCAGGCAACAACUUAAAAGGAUAUCAGAUAUUGGUCGUCUAACACAUGCUCUCCGAAAGAAAUCAUCUACUCUGCAGCCUGUUGUUAAGCUUUAUCAGUCCUGUAGCAGAAUCUCAUACAUCAAGGGCAUUCUUGAGCAAUAUAAUGGCCAAUUUUCCACAUUGAUAAGGUCAAAGUUUCUUGAACCAUUAGAAGAAUGGAUGACAGAGGAUCGGUUUGGUCGGUUUUCUUCUCUUGUCGAGACAGCUAUCGAUCUUGAUCAGCUGGAGAAUGGAGAGUACAGAAUAUCUCCCCUAUAUUCUUCUGACUUGGGUGUACUAAAGGAUGAGCUUUCUGUGGUUGAAAAUCACAUAAAUAAUCUGCACGUGGAUACAGCUAGUGAUCUGGAUCUUUCUGUUGAUAAGCAACUGAAGCUAGAAAAAGGACCUCUUGGACAUGUGUUCAGAAUGUCAAAGAAAGAGGAGCAGAAAGUCAGGAAGAAGCUCACUGGCAGCUACUUAAUCAUAGAAACUCGUAAAGAUGGUGUAAAGUUCACAAGUUCUAAGCUGAAAAAGCUAAGUGAUCAAUACCAGGCACUGUUUGGUGAGUACACAAGUUGUCAGAAAAAGGUGGUUGAUGAUGUAGUGAGGGUUUCAGGCUCCUACUCAGAGGUAUUUGAAAACUUUGCUGCAGUUCUGUCGGAGUUGGAUGUUUUACAAAGUUUUGCUGACUUAGCAACUAGUUGCCCAGUUCCUUAUGUUAGGCCAGACAUCACAGCGUCGGAUGAAGGAGAUAUUGUUCUACUAGGUAGCAGACAUCCUUGUCUAGAGGCACAAGAUGGUGUUAACUUUAUACCCAAUGAUUGCACUCUUGUGAGAGGGAAAAGUUGGUUUCAGAUCAUCACUGGGCCAAACAUGGGAGGAAAAUCCACAUUUAUAAGACAGGUUGGUGUAAAUGUCUUGAUGGCGCAAGUUGGUUCCUUUGUACCUUGUGAUCAAGCAAGUGUUAGUGUGAGGGAUUGUAUUUUUGCUCGUGUUGGUGCUGGUGAUUGCCAACUUCAUGGUGUAUCAACUUUUAUGCAAGAAAUGCUUGAAACAGCAUCCAUCCUAAAAGGCGCUUCUGAUAAGUCUCUUAUAAUUAUUGAUGAGCUGGGACGUGGAACUUCCACGUAUGAUGGAUUUGGUCUUGCAUGGGCUAUCUGUGAGCAUCUUAUGGAAGUGACUCGAGCACCUACCUUGUUUGCCACCCAUUUCCACGAAUUAACUGCGUUAGCUCAUAAAAAUGAUGAUGAGCACCAACGUGUUUCAAAUAUCGGAAUUGCAAAUUAUCAUGUGGGUGCUCACAUAGACCCAUCAAGUCGGAAGUUAACUAUGCUUUACAAGGUUGAACCUGGUGCUUGCGACCAAAGUUUUGGUAUCCAUGUUGCAGAAUUUGCCAAUUUUCCAGAAGCUGUUGUUGCCCUUGCAAAAAGUAAAGCAGCAGAGUUAGAAGACUUCUCUACUACACCUACCUUUUCUGAUGAUUCGAAAGACGAGGUUGGAUCAAAGCGCAAGAGGGUAUUUAGCCCAGAUGACGUCACCAGAGGAGCUGCUCGGGCUCGGCUUUACCUUGAGGAUCUCGCCGCAUUGCCUAUGGAUGAGAUGGAUAGGAGCAAGAUCGUGGAGAUGGUCACCAAAAUGAGAGAUGAUUUGCAGAAAGAUGCGGCUGACAAUCCUUGGCUUCAGCAGUUCUUCUGA